Molecule: messenger RNA, 621 nt
Organism: Parascedosporium putredinis
Lineage: Eukaryota; Fungi; Ascomycota; Sordariomycetes; Microascales; Microascaceae
Source: the annotation of a GenBank genome assembly
AUGAAAAUAAGACUCCCCUUCGCAGGAGCUUUUGCCGUGCUCCUGCUCAUCCUCGCGUAUGCAGGCUUAAGCUCUGUCCAGGUCGAUGCGCACGUCAACGACAAGGUCCUCCACUGGUUCAGCUUCUUUCUUCUCACAUGCAUCUUCUACUGGAUCAUCGAUACGAACCGCCGACGCACGCUUAACCUAACCUUGAUGGUUUGCACCCUCGGCCUCGGUGUCGGCUCCGAAUUCCUCCAAAGCGUGUUACCCAACGGUCGCAACUUCGACCUCUUCGAUAUCGUCGCCAACAUCGUGGGCAGCCUCAUGGGCGUCGCCCUCUGCACAUGGUAUCAUCAGCGCAUGAUGGAGAGACGCAGGCUACGGAGACAAUACAAUGCUGUCCCCGGCAGCGACGAGGCGGACCUUGAGCUCGGCGAAGGCCACGAGAGCGGCGUGGUAGAUGGCUCAACCGCCGGCCCAUCUGCGAGAACGCUGGAAGAGGAAGUCGAUAACUGGGACGAGAAUGCGUUGGAUAAUUGGGAUGACGAUGACGCGGACCUUGACGGCGCGAAUAAAACGACCGAGAACGAUCUCGACAGCGGCGACAUUGGAGACACCAAAGCGAAGAGACACGACUAA